CACUCAUUCAAUGGACAAUAUGUCUCUCUUGAGGAAGAUUCUUCCUCUGUGUCUGAUAGCUGUAUAUGGCUGCUUGAGUCAGAAACAUGACCAUCAACUUGAGGCCAUGUUUCUUGCAGGCCCCAUGACCAACAAACAGGUGACGGGCCUCAAUGGAGAAACAUCUGACAAGGCAUUGCUGGACACCUUUGACUGCAGUCAUCCCAUACCUCCUGAUUCUACAAAGUACUUUGAGUACCUCCAGAGCCGAGGGGUGACUCACUUCAAGGUACCGCUGUCAUGGACUCAGCUCCUUCCUUCAGGCCUCCCCAGCCAGCCCCAACAGGCUGUGGUUAACUGCUACCAGACCCUGAUGAAGCAGCUGCACCAGGUGGGACUUGAGCCUCUGGUCAUCCUUCAUGGAUCCACUGUACCAGACUCUCUGAGAUCAAGGUAUGGAGGCUGGGAGAGCAAGAAGCUGGUACAGAUGUUUCAGCAGUAUGCAGAGUUUGUUUUUGUACAGUUUGGAGACCUGGCAAAGACUUGGAUGACACUGAGCAGCUUGGAUGAGCUGAACAAUGCUGACCUGCAAAACGCUCUUCAUGCACAUGCCAGUGUCUACCGCCGCUACCACCAACUGUUUCCAGAGAGAGAUGGACAAGUAUCAGUUGGGACAAAGGCCAGUAAAAUUCCAGACAUCUGUGACACCCAACUGCUGACAUAUUUAGAUUUCCUGUCCAUUAAAGUUCAGUAUGACUGCGCCGCUGGACAACACUUGGCCAAGGAGCUACAAAGCGUGAUGGGAAAGUGUGGAGACACACCCAUAGUAAUUUAUGAGCUGAAUACUAACAACUGUUCUCCUCAUGAGUUUGUGUUGGAUACCAAACUCUUUAAAGAAGUGAGUAAUAGAGGCCAAACUGUUGUUGGAAUUGACAUGGUGAAUAUGUUACAUCUAGCUGACUCUCCUCCAAAAAGAGAUGCUUUGGACAACAGAAACAAUCUACUGACAUCAUCGUGUUCAACGACUUACUGCAACACUUGGAACCAUUUUGCCACCAUGUCCUCAUCUGUAAGAGACACCUUCCUGAAGGAAUCCUUCCCCCCUGGUUUCCAGUGGGCCACCUCCACUGAGUCCUUCAAGGUUGAAGGAGGCUGGAAAGCAGAUGGGAAGGGAGAAACCAUUUGGGACCGUUUUGGUCAUGAACAUCAAGCCUUUGAAAAUCAGACAGUUGAUUUAGCAUGUGACAGUUACAACAAGGUGGACUACGAUGUCUACAUCCUGCGAGGUCUUCAAGUCAACACCUACCAGUUCUCCAUCUCCUGGGCCCGUAUUUUCCCCUCAGGCCACCGAGGAAGCCUAUCAGAGAAAGGGGCUCUCUAUUAUGACAAGCUGAUCAAUGCUCUCAUUGAAUCUGGCAUACAACCUGUUGUCACUCUCUAUCAUUGGGAUCUACCCCAGGCACUCCAAGAUGCUGGUGGAUGGACCAACCCAUCCAUUGUUGAAGCUUUCAAGGACUAUGCAGACUUCUGUUUCUCCAGGUUUGGAGACAGGGUCAAGACCUGGAACACAUUCAGCAGUCCCUGGGUGGUGAGCCAUGCUGGGUAUGGCACUGGUGAGCAUGCCCCUGGAAUAAAGGACUAUGUGGUUUCUUCCUAUCAGGUCACCCACAAUAUGCUCAAGUCCCAUGCUGAAGCCUGGCAUGUCUACAAUGACAAUUACAGGAAGACACAAGGAAGGAAAGUGGGCAUUGCACUGAACUCUGACUGGGCUGAACCCAAAAACCCCGCUCUACCUGAAGACGUAGCAGCUGCAGAUCGCUACCUGCAGUUCAUGCUGGGCUGGUUUGCACACCCUAUAUUUGUAGAUGGAGAUUAUCCUGCAGAACUCAAAACUCAGAUUGAACUGAAAAGAAAUAAGUGUCCCAGCUCGGAGCCUGCAAGACUUCCAGUUUUUACUCCCUCAGAGAGCAAGAGGAUACUUGGAACUGCUGACUUUUUUGGACUGAACCACUAUACUUCCCGGUUGGUCAGUAACAUUGAUGGUGGCUGCACUCCUGGUCCUCAGGGAGUGGGUGACUUCCAGGAAAGUGUGGACCCAUCAUGGUCUUCCACAGCUUCUGACUGGGUCUUUUCUGCUCCUUCAGGACUGAGAAUGCUUCUAAGAUACAUUUCCAAAGAGUACUUGAAUGUUGUCAAUGUGCCCAUCUACAUAACUGGGAAUGGGAUGCCAACAGAGUACAGUGGGGACACUCUCAAUGACACCAGCAGAAUCGAGUACAUGCGGAGUUACAUCAAUGAGGCCUUGAAAGCAAUACUCACUGAUGGAGUGAAUGUGCAGCGGUUCACAGUGCAGUCACUCAUGGAUGGAUUUGAGGGAAAACAAGGCUACAGUGAAAGAUUUGGUCUUCACUAUGUUGACUUUGAAAAUCCUGAGAGACCGAGAACCCCAAAGCAGUCUGCAUAUUUCUAUUCACAAGUUAUUGAGCAAAAUGGUUUUGCUGUGAGCAAAGGUGAUGUUUAUGAAGGGGUGAAGAUGCAACUCCCUCACCGUGCACCAGCUUUACCACCAUCAGAGGUUCCAUCUAAAUCAAAGGUUGUCUGGGAGAAAUUCUCACACCAGUCAAAAUUCGACAGACACAUGUACCACUAUGGCACAUUCCCACAAGACUUCAGUUGGGGAGUUUCAUCUUCAGCUUACCAGAUUGAAGGAGGCUGGGAUGCUGAUGGAAAGGGGCCCAGUAUCUGGGAUGUGUACACUCAUACACCUGGCACUAUGCCUGCUGAUGCAACUGGAGAUGUAGCCUGUGACAGUUACAACAGACUAGAUGAAGACCUCUACAUGCUGAGAGCUCUGAGGGUGAAGUCAUAUAGAUUCUCUUUGUCUUGGUCCAGGAUCUUUCCUGAUGGUACUCGUUCCUCCCUGAACCAGAAAGGUGUUGACUAUUACAAUAGACUCAUUAAUGGCCUGUUGGCAAAUAAAAUCACUCCCAUGGUGACAAUUUACCAUUGGGACCUCCCUCAAGCUUUGCAAGACCGCGGUGGCUGGGAGAAUGUAGACAUGAUUGACAUUUUCAAUGACUAUUGUGACUUCUGCUUUGCCACAUUUGGUGACAGAGUGAAACUGUGGAUGACCAUCAACCAGCCUCACUCAAUUGCAUGGUUAGGAUAUGGGCUUGGAACGAUCCCACCGAGCAUUAAGAAUCCAGGAAUUUCACCAUACAUAGUUGCACACAACCUGAUCAAAGCUCACGCCAAGGCUUACCAUACAUAUGAUGACAAGUAUCGCACAUCCCAAGGAGGUUUAGUAUCCAUUGCCCUCAACGCAGAUUGGAUUGAACCUAAAGAUGUCAAUGUUCCCCGUGAUGUGGAAUCUGCUGACCGUGCACUGCAGUUCCAACUGGGUUGGUUUGCACAUCCCAUUUUCAAGAAUGGUGACUAUCCUGAUGCGAUGAAGUGGCAAGUUUCAGCCAAAAGUGAACUCCAGGCUCUCUCAGAGUCAAGACUCCCUUCCUUCACUGAAGAGGAAAAGAACUACAUCAAGGGAACUGCUGACAUGUUUUGUAUAAAUCAUUACACUACAAAGGUAGUAACAUUUGCUACAGGAAAGCUUUCCCCUUAUUCAUAUGAUGAAGACAGGGACGUGUUAGAAACAGAGGAACCUGAUUCACCAACUACGGCCUACGCAGGACAAAGAGCUGUGGCAUGGGGCUUGAGAAGACUCCUCAACUGGAUCAAGGAGGAGUAUGGAAAUCCACAGAUUUAUGUUACCGAGAAUGGCAUGCCUUCACCAUAUCCUAUCACACUUGAUGACAUAGAGAGAGUAUUUUACUACAAAACCUAUGUUGAUGAGGCUUUAAAGGCUCAAAAUCUUGACGGUGUAAACGUGAAGGGAUACAUGGCAACAUCUCUCAUGGAUUCUUUUGACUGGAUGAAUUCAUACAACUUUUUGUUUGGAUUGCACCAUGUUGACUUCAAUAACCCAAACCGGCCAAGGACAGCCAAGUUCUCAGCUCUCUCUUAUUGCCAGGUCAUAAAGGACAAUGGUUUCCCAGUAACAGAAGAUGAGACGCCACUUUAUGCAGAUUUCCCGAAAGAUUUUGCCUGGAGCACUGCAAGUGCUGCUUUCCAGAUUGAAGGUGGUUGGAGAGCCGAUGGAAAAGGAUUUAAUAUCUGGGAUGAGUUUUCCCACACUCCUGGGCGAGUGGCCAAUGGCGAUAAUGGCGAUGUUGCUUGCAAUAGUUACAACAAGCUUGACGAGGAUAUCGAGGUGCUGAAGAAGUUGAAAGUGACCCACUAUCGCUUCUCUGUGUCCUGGCCCAGAGUGCUUCCUGACGGCACUAAUAAGAACAUUAAUGAAGCUGGACUCAACUACUACCACAGAUUACUGGAUGCUUUGAAAGCUGCAAAUAUUCAGCCCCAGGUUACACUGUACCACUGGGAUCUUCCGUUAGAGCUUCAGAAAAUAGGAGGCUGGGAGAAUGAAAUCAUUGUCCAAAGAUUCAGAGAAUAUGCAGAUGUUUUAUUCAGCAGACUUGGAAGUAAAGUAAAGAUCUGGAUCACCCUCAACGAACCCUGGAUUGUAGCCCUCCUUGGAUAUGGAUAUGGUAGUUUUGCUCCAGGGGUCACUGGGAAGCACUACAUUGCAGCUCACAACCUAAUCAAGGCCCAUGCUGAGGCCUGGCAUCUCUACAAUGACAAGUAUCGAGCAACGCAAGGUGGUAUCAUCUCCAUUACUCUCAAUUCUGAUUGGGCAAUGCCAAGGAACCCAUAUAAGCAGCAGGAUGUAGAUGCAGCCAAGCGCUACUUGGAGUUCUUCCUUGGCUGGUAUGCCCAUCCCAUCUUCAAAGGCGAUUAUCCCGAAAUAAUGAGAACAACCAUUCGUGAAAGAAGCCUCGCUGCAGGCCUCCCUCAAUCGCGGCUUCCGGAGUUUACCCCUGAGGAAAUCCAAAGGAUCAAUGGGACUCAUGAUUUCUUUGGCUUAAACCAUUACACCAGUGUUCUUGCAUUCCAUAUUGAUGUAGGAGAUUCACAGGACUAUGAUUCUGACAGGGGUACUGCAACAAUGAGCGACCGCACCUGGCUUGAAACUGGUUCCGCCUGGUUGAGGAUCACUCCAUUUGGAUUUAGGAAACUUCUCGAAUAUAUUAAGGAUGAGUAUGGAAACCCACAAAUCUAUGUCACAGAGAAUGGAGUCUCAGAAAAAGGAGCAGUGGACUUGAAUGAUGUCCACAGAAAGUACUACUACGAGAAUUACAUUAACCAGGGCCUGAAAGCCCGUGUUCUGGAUGGAGCUGAUCUGAGAGGCUACACAGCCUGGUCAUUAAUGGACAACUUUGAGUGGGCCGAAGGCUAUGCUGAGCGAUUUGGACUUUUCUUUGUGAACCGCUCAGACCCUGCUCUGCCUCGCAUCCCUAAAAUGUCAGCAUCUUACUAUACCGCCAUCAUCAACUGCAAUGGCUUCAAAGAUCCGGCCCUUGGACCCCAUGAGUGUUUGAACCCUGAAGCUACACCUGCAGCUUCAGCUACAGCCGCAACUCCCUCGCAUACAACUACAGCAGAGGCCCCUGUAAAGACAACCAUGUCUGGUUAUCCUAUGGACAAAGUGGACUUCUUGGGUCGGCAGCUUUCAGCUGAUGAUGCUGAAGUGUCACUUUAUGUCCUGUUCGGAUUUCUCCUUGUAAGUCUCCUUGGGAUCAUAGGUGUUGUGUAUGGGCUCGUGAUAACAAGAAAGAAGUUGAAGAGAUCAUCUCAGGAAUUAUAUAAGAUGAACAGAAUAGAAGAUGGACAAGUAUCAGUUGGGACAAAGGCCAGUAAAAUUCCAGACAUCUGUAAUACCCAACUGCUGACAUAUUUAGAUUUCCUGUCCAUUAAAGUUAAAUAUGACUGCGCCACUGGACAACACUUGGCCAAGGAGCUCCAAAGCGUGAUGGGAAAGUGUGGAGACACACCCAUAGUAAUUUAUGAGCUGAAUACUAUCAACUGUUCUCCUCAUGAGUUUGUGUUGGAUACCAAACUCUUUAAAGAAGUGAGUAAUAGAGGCCAAACUAUUGUUGGAAUUGACAUGGUGAAUAUGUUACAUCUAGCUGACUCUCCUCCAAAAAGAGAUGCCUUGGACAACAGAAACAAUCUACUGACAUCAUCGUGUUCAACGACUUACUGCAAAACUUGGAACCAUUUUGCCACCAUGUCCUCAUCUGUAAGAGACGCCUUCCUGAAGGAAUCCUUCCCCCCUGGUUUCCAGUGGGCCACCUCCACUGAGUCCUUCAAGGUUGAAGGAGGCUGGAAAGCAGAUGGGAAGGGAGAAACCAUUUGGGACCGUUUUAGUCAUGAGCAUCAAGCCUUUGAAAAUCAGACAGUUGAUUUAGCAUGUGACAGUUACAACAAGGUGGACUAUGAUGUCUACAUCCUGCGAGGUCUUCAAGUCAACACCUAUCAGUUCUCCAUCUCCUGGGCCCGUACUUUCCCCUCAGGCCACCGAGGAAGCCUAUCAGAGAAAGGGGCUCUCUAUUAUGACAAGCUGAUCGAUGCUCUCAUUGAAUCUGGCAUACAACCUGUUGUCACUCUCUAUCAUUGGGAUCUGCCCCAGGCACUCCAAGAUGCUGGUGGAUGGACCAACCCAUCCAUUGUUGAAGCUUUCAAGGACUAUGCAGACUUCUGUUUCUCCAGGUUUGGAGACAGGGUCAAGACCUGGAACACAUUCAGCAGUCCCUGGGUGGUGAGCCAUGCUGGGUAUGGCACUGGUGAGCACGCCCCUGGAAUAAAGGAUUAUGUGGUUUCUUCCUAUCAGGUCACCCACAAUAUGCUCAAGUCCCAUGCUGAAGCCUGGCAUGUCUACAAUGACAAUUACAGGAAGACACAAGGAGGGAAAGUGGGCAUUGCGCUGAACUCUGACUGGGCUGAACCCAAAAACCCCGCUAUACCUGAAGACGUAGCAGCUGCAGAUCGCUACCUGCAGUUCAUGCUGGGCUGGUUUGCACACCCUAUAUUUGUAGAUGGAGAUUAUCCUGCAGAACUCAAAACUCAGAUUGAACUGAAAAGAAAUAAGUGUCCCAGCUCUGAGCCUGCAAGACUUCCAGUUUUUACUCCCUCAGAGAGCAAGAGGAUACUUGGAACUGCUGACUUUUUUGGACUGAACCACUAUACUUCCCGGUUGGUCAGCAACAUUGAUGGUGGCUGCACUCCUGGUCCUCAGGGAGUGGGUGACUUCCAGGAAAGUGUGGACCCAUCAUGGUCUUCCACAGCUUCUAACUGGAUCUUUUCUUCACCUUCGGGACUGAGAAUGCUUCUGAACUACAUUUCCAAGCAGUACUUGAAUGUUGUUAAUGUGCCCAUCUACAUAACUGGGAAUGGGAUGCCAACAGAGUACGGUGGGGACACUUUCAAUGACACCAGCAGAAUCGAGUACAUGAGGGGUUACAUCAAUGAGGCCUUGAAAGCAAUACUCACUGAUGGAGUGAAUGUGCAGCGGUUCACAGUGCAGUCACUCAUGGAUGGAUUUGAGGGAAAACAAGGCUACAGUGAAAGAUUUGGUCUUCACUAUGUCGACUUUGAAAAUCCUGAGAGACCGAGAACCCCAAAGCAGUCUGCAUAUUUCUAUUCACAAGUUAUUGAGCAAAACGGUUUUGCUUUGAGCAAAGGUGAUGUUUAUGAAGGGGUGAAGAUGCAACUCCCUCACCGUGCACCAGCUUUACCACCAUCAGAGGUUCCAUCUAAAUCAAAGGUCAUCUGGGAGAAAUUCUCACACCAGUCAAAAUUCGACAGACACAUGUACCACUAUGGCACAUUCCCCCAAGACUUCAGUUGGGGAGUUUCAUCUUCAGCUUACCAGAUUGAAGGAGGCUGGGAUGCUGAUGGAAAGGGGCCCAGUAUCUGGGAUGUGUAUACUCAUACACCUGGCACUAUGCCUGCUGAUGCAACUGGAGAUGUAGCCUGUGACAGUUACAACAGACUUGAUGAAGACCUCUACAUGCUGAGAGCUCUGAGGGUGAAGUCAUAUAGAUUCUCUUUGUCCUGGUCCAGGAUCUUUCCUGAUGGUACUCGUUCAUCCCUGAACCAGAAAGGUGUUGACUAUUACAAUAGACUCAUUAAUGGCCUGUUGGCAAAUAAAAUCACUCCCAUGGUGACAAUUUACCAUUGGGACCUCCCUCAAGCUUUGCAAGACCGCGGUGGCUGGGAGAAUGUAGACAUGAUUGACAUUUUCAAUGACUAUUGUGACUUCUGCUUUGCCACCUUUGGUGACAGAGUGAAACUGUGGAUGACCAUCAACCAGCCUCACUCAAUUGCAUGGUUAGGAUAUGGGCUUGGAACGAUCCCACCAAGCAUUAAGAAUCCAGGAAUUUCACCAUACAUAGUUGCACACAACCUGAUCAAAGCUCACGCCAAGGCUUAUCAUACAUAUGAUGACAAGUAUCGUGUAUCCCAAGGAGGUCUAGUAUCCAUUGCUCUCAAUGCAGAUUGGAUUGAACCUAAAGAUGCCAAUUUUCCACGUGAUGUGGAAUCUGCUGACCGUGCACUGCAAUUCCAACUGGGUUGGUUUGCACAUCCUAUUUUUAAGAAUGGUGACUAUCCUGAUGCGAUGAAGUGGCAAGUUUCAGCCAAAAGUGAACUCCAAGACCUCUCAGAGUCAAGACUACCUUCCUUCACUGAAGAGGAAAAGAACUACAUCAAGGGAACUGCUGACAUGUUCUGUAUAAACCAUUACACUACAAAGGUAGUAACAUUUGCUACAGGAAAGCUUUCCCCUUAUUCAUAUGGUGAAGACAGGGACGUGUUAGAAACAGAGGAACCUGAUUCACCAACUACGGCCUACGCAGGACAACGAGCUGUGGCAUGGGGCUUGAGAAGACUCCUCAACUGGAUCAAGGAGGAGUAUGGAAAUCCACAGAUUUAUGUUACCGAGAAUGGCAUGCCUUCACCAUAUCCUAUCACACUUGAUGACAUAGAGAGAGUAUUUUACUACAAAACCUAUGUUGAUGAGGCUUUAAAGGCUCAAAAUCUUGACGGUGUAAACGUGAAAGGAUACAUGGCAACAUCUCUCAUGGAUUCUUUUGACUGGAUGAAUUCAUACAACUUUUUGUUUGGAUUGCACCAUGUUGACUUCAAUAACCCAAACCGGCCGAGGACAGCCAAGUUCUCAGCUCUCUCUUAUUGCCAGGUCAUAAAGGACAAUGGUUUCCCAGUAACAGAAGAUGAGACGCCACUUUAUGCAGAUUUCCCUAAAGAUUUUGCCUGGAGCACUGCAAGUGCCGCUUUCCAGAUUGAAGGUGGUUGGAGAGCUGAUGGAAAGGGAUUUAAUAUCUGGGAUGAGUUUUCCCACACUCCUGGGAGAGUGGCCAAUGGCGAUAAUGGCGAUGUUGCUUGCAAUAGUUACAACAAGCUUGACGAGGAUAUUGAGGUGCUGAAGAAGUUGAAAGUGACCCACUAUCGCUUCUCUGUAUCCUGGCCCAGAGUGCUUCCUGACGGCACUAAUAAGAACAUUAAUGAAGCUGGACUCAACUACUACCACAGAUUACUGGAUGCUUUGAAAGCUGCAAAUAUUCAGCCCCAGGUUACACUGUACCACUGGGAUCUUCCAUUAGAGCUUCAGAAAAUAGGAGGCUGGGAGAAUGAAAUCAUUGUCCAAAGAUUCAGAGAAUAUGCAGAUGUUUUAUUCAGCAGACUUGGAAGUAAAGUAAAGAUCUGGAUCACCCUCAAUGAACCCUGGAUUGUAGCCCUCCUUGGAUAUGGAUAUGGUAGUUUUGCUCCAGGGGUCACUGGGAAGCACUACAUUGCAGCUCACAACCUAAUCAAGGCCCAUGCUGAGGCCUGGCAUCUCUACAAUGACAAGUAUCGAGCAACGCAAGGUGGUAUCAUCUCCAUUACUCUCAAUUCUGACUGGGCAAUGCCAAGGAACCCAUAUAAGCAGCAGGAUGUGGAUGCAGCCAAGCGCUACUUGGAGUUCUUCCUUGGCUGGUAUGCCCAUCCCAUCUUCAAAGGCGAUUAUCCCGAAAUAAUGAGAACAACCAUUCGUGAAAGAAGCCUCGCUGCAGGCCUCCCUCAAUCACGGCUUCCGGAGUUUACCCCUGAGGAAAUCCAAAGGAUCAAUGGGACUCAUGAUUUCUUUGGCUUAAACCAUUACACCAGUGUUCUUGCAUUCCAUAUUGAUGUAGGAGAUUCACAGGACUAUGAUUCUGACAGGGGUACUGCAACAAUGAGCGACCGCACCUGGCUUGAAACUGGUUCCGCCUGGUUGAGGAUCACUCCAUUUGGAUUUAGGAAACUUCUUGAAUAUAUUAAGGAUGAGUAUGGAAACCCACAAAUCUAUGUCACAGAGAAUGGCGUCUCAGAAAAAGGAGCAGUGGACUUGAAUGAUGUCCACAGAAAGUACUACUACGAGAACUACAUUAACCAGGGCCUGAAAGCCCGUGUUCUGGAUGGAGCUGAUCUGAGAGGCUACACAGCCUGGUCGUUAAUGGACAACUUUGAGUGGGCCGAAGGCUACGCUGAGCGAUUUGGACUUUUCUUUGUGAACCGCUCAGACCCUGCUCUGCCUCGCAUCCCUAAAAUGUCAGCAUCUUACUAUACCGCCAUCAUCAACUGCAAUGGGUUCAAAGAUCCGGCCCUCAGACCCCAUGAGUGUUUGAACCCUGAAGCUACACCUUCAGCUACAGCCACAACUCCCUCGCCUGCAACUACAGCAGAGGCCCCUGUAAAGACAACUAUGUCUGGUUAUCCUCUGGACAAAGUGGACUUCUUGGGUCGGCAGCUUUCAGCUGAUGAUGCUGAAGUGUCACUUUAUGUCCUGUUUGGAUUUCUCCUUGUAAGUCUCCUUGGGAUCAUAGGUGUUGUGUAUGUGCUCGUGAUAACAAGAAAGAAGUUGAAGAGAUCAUCUCAGGAAUUAUAUAAGAUGAACAGAAUGUAAGGAAAGCUUAGGAAGAAAGUCAAAACCAGCCAAAAUUCUGUCAGGCUUUUUUUUUUUCAUAUUUAAUGCAACAAUGUAGAAGAGCUGUGUUUAACAUUUUGAGUCAAAUGGCUUCUACAUUAGUCAGAGCUCAAAAUGUCACAAAAUGUGCUAUCUAAUUUAUUAUGAAGCUGGUUGGUGGAAAUGUCGUUGUAGAUUAUAUUUAAUACAUGUUUAUUUAAUAGGUAAUGAUAAAUUGCAUGUCUAACAUGGCUUUAAUGAUUAUAAUUUAAACAUAAUCUGAUACAGGAACUUAACACACCUUAAUUCAUAUUUAUUUACAGUUGUUACUCUAUUAUGUGCUUUUGUCUCUAUGGGCAGAAAUAUGUGAAAAAUGUAAAAUAAAAGAAAAAUAUAAUUUAACAUAUUUUGAACUGCUAUGUAUCAAAUUAAAACUGUAUCCCAAUAAACUUGAAACUAACAGUUGAAAUUGAA
Messenger RNA from Amphiprion ocellaris (clown anemonefish), 11353 nucleotides. RefSeq names its product lactase/phlorizin hydrolase-like. Lineage: Eukaryota; Metazoa; Chordata; Actinopteri; Pomacentridae. Gene Ontology annotation, molecular function: hydrolase activity, hydrolyzing O-glycosyl compounds. The record is from RefSeq and is a predicted model, not a curated record. The transcript has 34 exons. Gene Ontology annotation, biological process: carbohydrate metabolic process. The coding region runs from base 11 to 10879 and encodes 3622 amino acids.